AUGCCCAGGCCACCAGCCCCCUCGCCUGGCCUUGCCCUGUCUCCUACCCCGGGGCCUAUCGCCGCGCACGCGCCCUUCCUGAACCCCGCGCCUCUCUUUGGCGCCCGGCGACCGCCGACCCCGCACCCUUGGCUCCCGGGGUGGCUGCCCCACUUCGGCCUCGGCCCUCAGGCGCCGCGGCACCUGAACUCGGCCACCAGACUUGCCGGGCCCACCACGCUGAAACUACAACUCCCGGCAGGCAGUGCGCGAUCCUCACUUUUCAGUGGCCGGGGUGGGGCUAGUGUGGGCCUGGUCACCGGAAGCCGGGUCCACAGCGCUCGGGCCCCGGCCCUCAGGGGCCUCCUGGCCCUUCGGCUCCAGCGCCCCGGCUGCCCCGUCUCCCGCGCAGGUUCCACUUCUUCCCCGGCCACGGCCGACGUGGCUGUGGCUCCCGCCCUGUGCCCUCGUGGGGCCCAGCUGACCCCUCGGAGCAGCCAGAUGGGCCGAGGUUUCUCAAGGAAGGAUAACAUGAGUAAGAGGAAGAAGGCUCGGACCUCAGCAGGAGGAGAAGGAAUCCGUCCUCCGAAACCCCCAAAGAACUUGAGGCUAGGAGACUGUGACGGGGCCCCCCAGAGUUCCCAGUCGGGCCAUUUACAUCACCCUGAUGAGUCAGAAGGCAGCUCAGGACCCGCUUCCUCUGCAGAGCGGAGCAGGGAGGAGCCAGGACAGGCAGCCUCCAGCUCCCCUGAGGAGGAAGCAGGAGCCCCCUCCAGGCUCCUCAGGCAGCCAGAAGAGGAGCCAGGGCGCCUGCCCCCUUCCCAGACCUCACUUGGGAGGUUCGUGCCUCAGUUUGCAAAGCCCAGGAAGACGGUUACAAGACAAGCCGCCCGGAGGGCAGAGGACCUCGGGAGUGGGGCCUGUGGCUCGGAAGCACCGCCAGAGCCCAGUGCCCAGCAGGCAGAAAGCCAGCCUUGGGAGGAGUCCCUGGGGCAUGCUCUCCCGGAAGCCAGGGGGCCGGGAGACCAGACCCAGGCGGACGGCGCCCCCCCUGGGCACAGCAGCCAAAACCCCGUGAUGCCAGUGCCCAGCAGUGGGCAUCCUCAGCCCUCGGCCUCCACUGAUGCCGCUCCAGAAUGGGGGACAGUGCCCGUGGCCUCAGAGAGGGCCAGCCAGGGCCACCUGUCGGAGCAAGGGACCAGCACGCCAGAUGGUGGAAGCACGGAGGGGGCUUGGUUUCCAGGCGACUGUGGCCAGGAAGGGCACCUGCCGAGCAGUGACACUGAAGAGAAGGAGCCAGACCCAGGAGCCCCCCGGGAGGGAGGUGCCCAAAGGGGAGCAGGGGCUGACCUGCCUGAGGGGCAGCAGGAGGGAGGAGACGGCAUCCUGGGCCCGGCCACUCGGGGCCUCCCUGACCCCGUGCAGGCACCCAGUGGGACUGGCGGGGGAGCAGAGCAGAGCUGUAGCAGCCCAAGGCCCUCCUGCCUUGCGACCGUUGUCAUCACAGCCGUGAGCACGGACCCCGCCGAGCCAGAACAGAGGGCUCCAGAGGUGGCAGGGCCAGAUGGGGAGGCUGCCGUGGGGCCACCUGCCUCUGCUAGCGGGAAGGCCCCUGAAGGAGGCCACAGCAGGGCCCUGCUCGGAAGCGUGUCUCUCACCAGGGAGACCACCGGAGGUAGAGGGGAGGCAGGGUGGGAAGACAGGCCCCCUGAUGACAUCCCAGAGGGCCCUGCAGCCGCCCUGGCUCUGGCUCAUGGGGUCCGAGAGGCCACAGUAAGUGCUGGAGAGGCCAGUCCUCUAGCCUCGGAAGUGGGCCUGGGCGUUGAUCAGACACGGGGGCCGGGCGCGGAUCAAGAGGGGCCAGGAGGUGUGUGUGCCCGGCCUCUGCUGUCCCAGCCCACGGGUGAAGAGGCAGCCGAGUCAGGCAGCCAGAGCCGAGAGCAAGACCUGGGGGCGCUCCAUCUGCCCCUGGGAGCCUCCACUCCGCCAGCACACAGAGGAGCAGUGGACGGCCCGACUUGGGAGGCGGGGGCCGGCCAGGGCUGCCCAGACGUCCCUUCAGGCCCUGCAGGCCAUCCUGAGCAGCCUCCCAGCUCUGCAGAGCGGGCCGUCUGGGGAGGGUCCCCGGCCAUGGACCUCGACUUCCUGCCCGACAGCCAGAUACGGGCCGCCCUGGAAGGCCCCGACUUUGAAGCCCCCCCUGAGCAGGUGUUUCCUGCAGGGAGUGGGGUGGGCCUCUGCUGGCCUGGCACUGGCACAUGCGCUGACGGAGGCCCCCUGGCUGAGGCCCAGCCGAGGACCCUCGCGGGGAUCAAGGCCUGUGAAGCUGCCAGGAUGGAGGACGCAACGGACACCGUGCGAGGCCUCAUCCUCGAGCUCUCCAACCUGAACCGGCUGAUCAUGAGCACCCACCGGGACCUGGAAGCCUUCAAGCGCCUCACCUCGAGGAGGGCGAAGCCGGCAGGGAGAGGCCCCGCACCCUACACGUCAAAGGGGGCUGCCAGCCUCCCUCGUGGGGAGCAGCCCUGGAGGGAUCUGUAG
Messenger RNA from Ceratotherium simum simum (southern white rhinoceros), 2520 nucleotides. The record is from RefSeq and is a predicted model, not a curated record. NCBI's taxonomy places the organism in Eukaryota, Metazoa, Chordata, Mammalia, Perissodactyla, Rhinocerotidae.